Messenger RNA from Colletotrichum orchidophilum, 1629 nucleotides. RefSeq lists its product as uncharacterized. The coding region runs from base 1 to 1629 and encodes 542 amino acids. The transcript is spliced from 5 exons. Lineage: Eukaryota; Fungi; Ascomycota; Sordariomycetes; Glomerellales; Glomerellaceae. The record is from RefSeq and is a predicted model, not a curated record.
AUGAUUACCUGGGACGAGGAUAUCAAUUUCGCGAGCGCCUUGCUUCUGCAUAGUUGUCUGACUGUCCUCAUCAAAGAAACUCUCAACGUCCUCACGGUCACCAUCAGGCUGGCGCCCUUCCGUCGCAACUUUGGACAUGGGACCUCAAAUUCCCGAUCCGUUCUCCUAGAUGGCUAUACCUCGAUCCUCUCCAAUGACAACGAUGGCGACCUCGCCGAACUAUACUUCACCAACACGGGCCUGCUUUUGCUGAGCGCGUCCCUCGCCUCCGCCAUCGCCAUGAACCUGUUCCUUUCCGACACCGUUCUCAACGUUUUCGUCGCCUGCACGUUUGGCUUUUGCUUCGUGGUGUCCAUCUUCUCGUGCCGUCGAAGCUGGUUGCGGUUCAUCCUCGCGCUGCGGCGAGCGGGUCGGUUUGUAUGGUCUGACACGCCGUUUGUCAACUUCUUCUCCCUCAUUUAUGUCGCUGUGGUGCUGAAGAACUCGACGACCAUGAGGCUGAAGGACUAUGUGACGCUGAGGAGCAUUGCCAUCAUUGAGUUGGUGUUUAUGAAAGCGUAUAUUGCGGCGGCUAGUAUGGAUCGACAAGUCGAGCUCUUGCGUUCUCUGCACAAGUCACGCCUUGUGCUUUUCCAGGGAAAGAAACUUGAGGUCGAGACUACCGAGCCUCUCCGGCUCGAGAGAAGCUCAAUCGUUCCCUUUACCACAGCCCAAAGAAUGUCGGUGAUGCUCAUCAAGACGACCGUUGGACACGACUUUGGAUCAGUCAGAGGUUCGAAGGGCCCCGGCAGCAUUCCGGUACCACCUGCCGGCUUCUUCGCGAACGAUGAUGCUGGCUCCGGAGACUGGCGAAUCUAUCGUGUACGGGACGACAUUAUGCUGAUUGCCGAUAGCCUGUGUAGCACAGAUCCGAAAGAGCGGUGGAAACGGUUGAUCAAAAACAUGCAUGGCAUUUUCCUCAAGCAGUUGAAGAAAGUGCGGGUCGUUUACCUGCUGAAAGUGGGUGGCUCAACAGGAUAUGAGAUGCUGGAAAUAGAGCAGGCAAUCGAAGCUGACAAGAUUGUAUUCACAGAAACUGCUACGGUGCCAGUCGAAAGAUUCUUCCAGGUGAGCACGUGGCCGCAGUCUAACAGCCUUCUCACAGUACCCGAAGCGGCAGGCCUCCGUGGCAGGGAGUUCAUUAAUCCUGAGGGCGACGUGGUCUCCCACGAGUCGCUAAAUUUCAUUCGUUUGCAGCAUCUUUACUUUAUCAAGACGGACAAGGGAUACAUGGCGACGUCUCACGCGCGGCCGGAGAUCGGAGAAAAGCUCGUAGCCCUGCUGGUCUACACGGAGGCCCUGCUCGGCGCCUUACCGGAUGGUUGGCGGGUACGCAUGGCUAGGGAUUCGGGGUUUUUUGAUUCCAUGCAUUUCUUCUCAGUGACCGCGGACGAGGCGACCAAAGAGGAUCCAAGACUUGGUGAAGAUCUGCCGGACUGGGAGAGGCGCGAGGAUGCGAGGACGGGCGAUGACCCAUGGAAUUUUACCCGGUCUCGGAGCAGGAAGACGAAGGAAAUAAUUGACUCAGAUUCUAGGUUGAAGCUCCAGGCUCUAAGUUCACGCAAGUUCGUGUUGAAAGGUAUAGCUUAG